Molecule: messenger RNA, 975 nt
Organism: Alosa alosa (allis shad)
Lineage: Eukaryota; Metazoa; Chordata; Actinopteri; Clupeiformes; Clupeidae
Product: thiosulfate:glutathione sulfurtransferase-like
Exons: 4
Coding region: 101-580 (159 amino acids)
Cellular component (GO): mitochondrion
Molecular function (GO): thiosulfate-cyanide sulfurtransferase activity
Source: RefSeq, a predicted model, not a curated record
GACGAAAUGACGCAAUGUUAAAUCCUGGGCGGUAGCCUACUGAUGAGUGUCAAACUAUAUUCGUUGGGAGCAGUUAAACACUUUAACUAAAGGUGUCACAAUGAAAGUAAUAUCACGGUUAUUGCUGACCUUUUUGGUAUGUAUUGCCCAAAAUAGCGUCCACGGUAAAGAAGAGAAAGAAUGUGAAGUCUGCGAAGGGAAGCUACAAAGUUUAUGUCAAGGGGACAACUUCGAAACAUCCUCCACAGUCUCCAUUUCAGAGCUGAGACGUUUGUUAGCUGAGCGUAAAGUGAGACUCUUUGAUGUCCGCGAGCCUGAUGAGUUUGCAGAGGGACACAUACCUACAGCUAUCAACGUACCAUUGGGCGAGCUGAAGCAGGCAUUCGGGCUGACUCCAGAUCAGUUUGCGGCGCGCUAUGGCACACAGCUGCCCCCCCCAGACGCUACUAAUGUGGUGCUCUACUGCCAGAGGGGGCGCCGCAGUGCAGAGGCUCUGGACAUCAUCUGUGGACUGGGCUACCACAGGGCCCGUCAUUAUGCAGGUGGCUACAGUGUGUGGUCUCAGCAUGAAACAUUGUGAGGGCCACAAUAAACUGUGUGUGUGUGUCACAAAAGAGAGUAUAUCUAAUCAAAUACCAGCAACCAGUAAUUACACAUGUACAUUAAGGAACACACACACAUGGAGAAGUGCUCAAAUGUCUUUUCAGGACGCUUUAAUAUAAAAAUGUUCUUCAGCAAUACUCAGUAUUAUAUAGUUUUUUUAAUCAUCAGGGAUAUUUUGUAUAAUGAAAGAUUAUAAUUGUUUUAGUCAGAGAUAUUUUGUUGUAUUUAAAUCAAAUACUAACCAUGUUUUUGCCUGAGGAAAUGAAAAUACUAUUUAUUGGAAUCGGAUGGAAGUGAUUGUGUGUGCAAGACAAUAGAAUGAAUAAACUUGGAAAGAGUCUUGAUCAUGAAACAAUAAAAGGAUACAUGUUA